UUCCAAGACAUAGACUUGUCGCAGGGAAAUGACGUCACGCAACAUUGGCGUCAUGGCGGCUCUGCAAUCCAAAUGUGCGAGCUCUCUCUUUCCUAGCAUUUUCUGCGUUGUUCCACUCCUCUGAAUGCAUACAUUUGAAGCCACCCAACAGGAAGUGAUGCCUCAGAUUGGCGAUCCGAAGAUGGCGUUUGCCCACCUGCGCCCAGGGUGUGUCCUGCUGAGCCGCCAGCCCACGCUCCACAAUGUGGAGACCUUGAGCGGCCAGCUAAAAGAGGUGGAGCAUGCCACCUUGCAGCAGCUCCAAGACUACGUCCUCUUCCCGCUGCGCCUGGUGCUGAAGGGCGGUGGCGGGGCCAAGAAGGAGAAGGUGGUGCAAGCUGUGGUGGAAACCAUGACCCAGGUGCUGGAAAAGACUUGUGUCCAGAGCUGGGAGACACUGCGCCAGCUUUUCUCAGAGCUUUGUCUCUGCCUGUGUUCUCCAUGCGACCCCGGGAAGCCUGCAGAUACGUCGGAGGAGCUGAAGCUCGCCGUGCUGCGAUGCCUGGACGCUCUGCUCCACGCGGCCUAUGGCGACAUUGUCUUCAAACUCUUCCAAGCGGCCAUGCUGCCCGGCUUGGGGGCCGCCGUAUCACUGCUGCUGGCACUGGCUGAGAAGGACACCUGCCGAGAGGUCCAGGCGGCGGCCUUGAAGAGCCUCCAGGCGCUGACCAUGCAGUGCGACUGCAGUCAGGAUCACGUAGUGCCUUGCUCAGAGGAGAGGGAAGCGUUGGGCGCCAGCUUUGCCUCCUUCUUACCUGGAAUCGCUAGCAGCGUCGCCAGGAUGGUCACAGGAGACGUGAGGCAAGGCCAUGCCGUGACCGUAAGGGCCAUUAAGGUUUGGUCCAGGACCGUCAGUCUGGUCAUGGAAGACGCUCAGCUUCAGUCUAUCGAGCCUCAGAAGUCCUCCCGGGCACACCUGAGCAAGCUGGAGCAGCUGAUGGUGCAUCGCACGCUGGACUGGGUGAAGAAGACCUCGGAGAGGCUGUGCGUGCUCCUGAAGAGGAUAAUCUCCAGCACGGUGGCUCAUCAGCACUGGAGGGUUCGUCUGGAGGUGCUGGAGCUGGCGGACCACCUGCUGGACAGGUGUGGUGGGUCUCUGGGCCAAUGUGUGGGUCUGCUGCUGGAGGUGCUGGUGGGGGCCGUCAAUGAUGUGGAUCUUAGAGUCCGAGAGAGGUGUGAGCUUGCUCUGAGAGCGGCUUCUCAGACAAUUCAGAUGUCUUCCAAGACCAAGGAUACUGAAAGUAAAAGCAGCUUCACCGACGUCCUAUCGGAGAACCUGCACUCUCUGGCAACGUCCUUGCCCAGGCUGAUGCGCACCUAUGAUGACCAGAAGAAGCUCUUUGUCCUCAACGUCCUCCUGGGUUAUCUCAAGCUGCUGGGACCGCUGGUGUCUGUGGUCCUCAACUCAGCCGUGCAUCUCCACAGGAUCUCCAAAGCCCUCAUGCAGGUGCUGGAUUUGGACGUGACGGACGUUCGUAUUGUAGAAGAACGAGGUCACGGUGCCCUGAUAGGAACAGGUUCCGGUUCUCUGCACUGCGCGGACGUGCGGAGGAAGCGUUUCCUCUUCUUCACCGAUGACACCAUCUUCUCCGUGCUCACAGAGAUCUGUCAGACUUUAGGUUACUAUGGCAACAUUUAUUUGCUGACUGACCACUUUUUGGACCUGUACCGCCAGUCCUCGGUGUACAGGAAGCAGGCCGCCAUGGUUCUAAACCAGAUCAUCCGAGGUGCUGCAGAGGGAAGGUCUUCUGCUUCCCAAGAAGACCUUAAAGCUUCUGUCAUGUUGGUCCUGGAAGAAUACAUCAGCCCGAACAACUGGCAUGUGAACAUGGUCGCCGAGGACUCUGGCAGCCAUGGAAAGGACCAGAAGGUGAAGAACAACUGGCAUGUGAACAUGGUCGCCGAGGACUCUGGCAGCCAUGGACAGGACCAGAAGCUCCUGAUGUUCUCCUUGACCCACACUCCUCAGCCUUCCUCCUCCUCCAUGGCCACCCUGCGCCAGCUCAACAGCAACAUCUGGCAGGUGUGCAUCCAGCUGGAGGGCGUGGCAUGCUUGGCUCAGGCCCUCGGGCGGGACUUCCGUCCCCUGCUGAUGACAUCACUGUACCCUGUGCUGGAGAAAGCAGGGGAGGAGACGCUCCUCAUCGGCCAAGCGGCGCUCAAUGCCAUGUGGGCCAUCAGCGAGGCCUGCGGGUACUCGUCUCUCAAGGACAUGAUCGCUGAAAACUCAGACUACCUGCUUAAUGACAUCUCCCUCAACCUGCAGAGGCUCGGCCAGCAUCCGCAGGCUCCAGGUGUGCUGACGGUGAUGUUGAGACACAGUGACUGCUCUCUGCUGCCUCUAGUGGCAGACCUGCUCCAUGACGUGUUGAUGGCCCUGGACCUCAACUAUCAACACAUGGCUGCUACCUUCUGUUCUGUACUCUACUCUCUGAUGACAUCACUAGCAAAGUGGUUUCCCUCCAGUUGCAACAGGACCAAAAAGUCUUGUAGAAGCCAGCAGAACUCUGCUGACCAGGAAGUUUUUGAUGUCCGCCUCUUCCUGCUGGACUACCGCAAGCAGAAAGAUCUGGCAGAGGGCCUUGGAAUGGGGCAAGAUGACCUUGAUGAGGAGGACUAUGAUGGCGGUGGUCCAGAGGAGAAACCGGACCUUCCCUUGUCCCCUCCCCCCGCAGAGGAAGAGGAUGACUAUGAUGGUGGUGGUGCCGAGGAGAAAGCGGACCUUCCCUUGCACCUGAGCAUGAGCAAAGAAGUGAUGGAGCGAUGUAUUCACCUGUUGUCUGACUCCAGUCUGCAGCUACGACUCAAGGUACUGGAUGUACUGCAGCUGUGUAUUAGUGUACUUGCUAAGAGGGAAGAUGACUUGUUACCCCUGGCCCAUCGCUGCUGGCCCCCCCUUUUGCAGAGACUAACCGCUGAUGACCCCCCAGUUGUCCUCCAAGCCUUUAGGGUGCUGUGUACCCUGGCUGCCAGCUGUGGAGACUUCCUGCGGAGCAGAGUAUCCAAGGAGCUUGUGCCAAAGCUGAGCUCCUGGUUGACCCAGCAGGCUGGCAUCAGUGCCCAGGCAACACCCGUCUACUGCCAGUCUCUGGCCUACAAGAUGCAGCUGCUGCUCCUGGAGGGUCUGGGCCCCCUGUGCCAGAGCUUGGACCUGGCUGAAGCAGACUUGCAUGCAGUGAGUGAAGCGUGUCUUCCCUACCUGAGCUGCAGACAACCUGUCAGACUCCAACAGGCGUGUUUGAGAUGUUUCCAGAAGAUGAUCCAAGUGGAUCCAGACACUUUGUGGCUGACCCUCACUGAGCUGCACUGCUACCUCCCACACCCCCCACACCCCCACCUGCACCCCCUACAGCUGAGGGGGAGGGGCCGACCCAGAGACGAAUACUCGGACAAUGUCCUGCACCUGCUGAGGGAAGACUUUGACCACUGAUGUGAAGAAGAGCUUGAACACAACACGUUUAUAUUUGUCACAAAUUAUGGAACAUCAUUUUUACCCACUGGAAUAAAAUGUUUGAUGUACUGUCCCGUGGUCUGGUCAACACGUACACACAGUCACAUGGUCUGGUCAACACCAUUUGUAUCAUCUACAUCAACAAUAUUUGCCUGAGUGUAACUUUUUUAUGAUGUUUUCUUGGAGGUUCUUCUUGUUUUGUGCACAUUUUUCAAACAAAGCAAACAUGCUAUCAGGAUU
Molecule: messenger RNA, 3730 nt
Organism: Entelurus aequoreus (snake pipefish)
Lineage: Eukaryota; Metazoa; Chordata; Actinopteri; Syngnathiformes; Syngnathidae
Gene: tti1
Product: TELO2 interacting protein 1
Exons: 14
Coding region: 125-3469 (1114 amino acids)
Biological process (GO): chromatin remodeling
Cellular component (GO): cytoplasm
Source: RefSeq, a predicted model, not a curated record